CGGACGGACGGACGGAAGGAAGUCCAACAGCUCAUGACCAUGACAGAAGUCUACCAUCUCACGACCAUGACUUUCAUGAGUAUCGCCGAAACUUCUGGCAUUGUAGCAUGGCUGACUAUAUUGCGAAAGCGCAAGCUCAUCGCGUCAAGCGUGAUGCCGCCAUCCCUCGAGAAUACCUCGUAGAUCUCUCUGCUCUUGGAGUGCCCGAACUGCCCGAAGAAUCUUUGCCUCUGCCUUAUUCCAAGGCGGAACCUUAUCAUCCUGAGCCGACCACGAUCUAUCCCAGAGAUAAUGUGACAUCAAUCCCUUCCAAGGUCCUUUCCGCAGAAGACGUGACUAUUACUGAGACGCCGAUAGACAAGCUGUUGGACUUGUUGGCUACGGCAAAGCUCUCGUCGGUGCGAUGUACCGAAGCUUUCCUGCGACGGGCAGUGCUCGCCCAGCAGCUCACCAACUGCGCUACUGACUUCUUUCCCGACCUGGCCAUGUCGAGGGCAAAGGAAUGCGACGAUUACCUUGCCAAGAAUGGAAAGCCCAUGGGGCUGCUACAUGGCCUCCCCGUAUCGCUCAAGGAUCAGUUCCACAUCAAAGGCACCGUCGCGACCAUGGGUUACGUGGCUUGGAUCAACAAGGCUGCCAAGCAGAACAGUGUCAUCACCGACGUGAUGCUCAAGGCAGGUGCUGUGCUCUAUGUGCGUACUUCGAUCCCACAGAGCCUGAUGCGCUGCGAAACGCACAAUCACAUCUAUGGACGGACGGUCAGCCCUUUCAACCGCAGCUUCACUCCCGGAGGCAGUAGUGGUGGCGAAGGCGCCCUUGUCGGCAUGCACGGCAGCCCGCUCGGUCUGGGUACUGACAUCGGUGGAUCGGUCCGUGUCCCCUCUGCAUUCAACGGCCUGUGGGGUAUGCGACCGUCGAUGCAUCGAGUCCCUUACGAGGGCGCGGCAAACUCCUUUCUGGGCCAAGAGAGCGUCUCCUCGGUGAUUGGGCCUCUGACGCACUCUCUGGAAGGCGUGGUGACCUUUAUGCGAGCCGUGCUGGCCGAACGACCGUGGGAGAUGGACCCGAUCCUGGUCAGCAUGCCAUUCAACGAAGAUGCAUACGCGCUGAAGAACCUGCAGCUCAAAGCAGGUAGUGUUGAGCCGGCCGAGGUAUUUUCCGGCGACGGCAAGGCCCAGCUCUGCUUUGCGAUUGAAUGGGACGACUGUAUCAUCCACCCGCACCCACCAAUCACCCGCGCCCUUCGCGAGGUCAAGGAGAAGCUGAUCGCAGCUGGUCACAAAGUCAUCGAUUGGGUGCCAUAUGACCAUCUCCGCUGCUACGACAUCAUAGGCCGCAUCUACAGCGCCGACGGAGGAGAGGACAUCAAGAGGACGUGUGAAGAAGGAGGCGAGCCCGUCAUGUACAAUCUCAUGUCCGAUGGCAAAGAACCCACGCACCUAUCCACCUACGAGUCCUGGCAACUUAACCAGGAGAAGAGCAAGUAUCGAAAAGAGUAUCUCGACUACUGGCAGAACACCACGAGCCAGACCGGCACCGGUCGACCCGUCGAUGCCAUCAUCGCUCCCGUGAGCAAUUGGGCAAGCUGCAAGCACGAUCUCAAUGACCACGUGAGCUACACGACACAGUGGAACCUCCUCGACCGACCCUGUGUCGUAUUCCCCGUUGACUUCGUCGAUCCGAAGAAGGACCCCAAGACCGCGCUGGAGCAGCCGUACACGGCUCUUCCCGGUGAUCUCGAUGCGCUCUACUGGAAUCGCUAUGAUCCCGAGGAUUGGGCCGGCAUGCCCAUCAACCUUCAGGUCGUCGGCAAGCGACUGCAGGACGAAGAAUUGCUCGGCCUUGCCAGGGUGAUUCGAGACGCCGGUGCAGCCUUGCAUUAGGGUUAUGAAAUCUGAACAUAAUUGAAAAACUUUCGCUCCCUGAGUGCCUUCGCUGUUUCGCUCCCUUUCAAAAUGUACUCGUCUCGCUAGUAUAAACCGUGUGACGCUGAACCACAUUAGACCUGUUCAAAUGACGGAUGCUUCCUUCAUUUG
Molecule: messenger RNA, 2036 nt
Organism: Dissoconium aciculare CBS 342.82
Lineage: Eukaryota; Fungi; Ascomycota; Dothideomycetes; Mycosphaerellales; Dissoconiaceae
Product: amidase
Exons: 1
Coding region: 108-1883 (591 amino acids)
Source: RefSeq, a predicted model, not a curated record